UAUUUCUCAUUUCUCACAAGUGGAUUGACGCACACAAUAAUCAGAAACCCAUCCGCCAUUUCCAGCACACACAUCCUUACCAAAAGAAAAUGGAAAACAAAAAGAUACUGGUAACCGGUGCAUCAGGUUACUUAGGUGGUAGACUCUGCCACGCCUUACUCAGCCACGGCUACUCUGUCCGAGCUUUCGUCCGCCGUACCAGCAAUCUCUCGUCUCUCCCCGCAGCAUCUUCUUCCUCGUCAAACUCCCACUUCGAACUCGCCUUCGGCGACAUUACUGACUUCUCCUCCCUUCUCGCCGCCGUAACCGGUUGCGAUAUUAUCAUCCACUCCGCCGCCCUCGUUGAUCCUUGGCUUCCUGACCCUUCUUGCAUCUUCACUGUUAAUGUUGGUGGGUUGAAGAAUGUGAUUCAAGCUUCUAAAGAAUGUAAUUCGAUUCAGCAGAUCAUCUACACGUCGUCGUUUUUUACUCUUGGACCUACUGAUGGCGGCGUCAUUGCUGACGAGAAUCAGGUACACCAUGAGAUGUUCUUUUGCACAGAAUAUGAGAGAUCGAAGGUAAUGGCGGAUAAGAUAGCAUUACAAGCUGCAUCAGAUGGGGUUCAGGUUGUGGUGGUCUGUCCAGGCGUUAUCUAUGGUCCUGGCAAGCUUACUAAUGGAAAUAUUGUUGCUAAAAUGCUAAUUGAGCGCUUUAAUGGGCGGUUACCUGGUUACAUUGGAGAUGGAAAUGACAAAUUUUCUUUUACUCAUGUUGAUGAUGUUGUCGAGGGACACAUAGCGGCUAUGGAGAAAGGUCGUCCUGGUGAACGAUAUUUACUUACAGGAGAGAAUGCAUCAUUCAAGUAUGUUUUUGAUGCUGCAGCUAUCCUUACCAACACUAGUAAGCCCCGUUUGACUCUUCCGAUGUGGACAAUAGAGGCUUAUGGAUGGAUUUCUGUUCUUUUUGCACGGAUUACUGGAAAGUUGCCUCUAAUCAGUCCCCCGACUGUAGCUGUGUUGCGACAUCAAUGGGCGUAUUCAUGUGAGAAAGCAAAGAAAGAGCUAUCUUACGACCAAAGAAGCUUGAAGGAUGGCUUAGAAGAGAUGCUUCCUUGGUUGAAGAAUUCGGGCUGUAUAAAAUACUAAAUUUCUCGGCAUCGUGGUUUUUUUAUGCGAUGCUGGUUGUAAGAUUCAGUUGUAAACAAAUGCCUAACGAUGUUGCUUAACUAUCUUCACUGUACAUCAGACUUGAGCCCAGAUGUUCUCCUUGUAGACCUGAGGAGGUAUCAAUCUAAUCAUCCAAUUUCAAUUGUUCGA
Spinacia oleracea (spinach) is the source of this 1295-nucleotide messenger RNA. RefSeq lists its product as uncharacterized. The record is from RefSeq and is a predicted model, not a curated record. Lineage: Eukaryota; Viridiplantae; Streptophyta; Magnoliopsida; Caryophyllales; Amaranthaceae. Gene Ontology annotation, molecular function: aldehyde dehydrogenase (NAD+) activity. The coding region runs from base 90 to 1124 and encodes 344 amino acids. The transcript has 5 exons. Gene Ontology annotation, cellular component: cytoplasm.